UCGACUUCUCUCGUAUGUCUCGCGAGCCUUUCCGUUUCCACGUACGUAGAUUCAACGCGUGUACGAUAAUCCUGCCUGGUUCUAGGUUUAUUCUUUCAUAUGGUUGGCCCAGAAGAUGGCAGAGAAUCUCAACCCAGAGGAAGUCCUUACCCCGCAGCAUCCACCCAAUACAGAGCCAAAUGCAGCAGAAGGGAGCAGUUCUGAACCCAGGGGCCUGUCUUCGUCUCAGAGGGAGGUUCUGGAGCGCUGUCUACAUGCUCUCACUCAUGCAAAGAAUGACAGCCACAUUUUAGCAGCACUUCUCCUGAUCACAAGGCUGUGUCCACCAAGACAGCUGGAUAACGAAACUCUACAUCAGAUUUUUGAAGCAGUAGGUUUUAAUCUUCCCGCACGCCUUCUGGUUACAGCAUUUCGGGGUGAAGACCGCUCCGGAUUGCCCCCGGAGGAGUUGAUCUCUCUGGGCACUGCUCUAUUGGCUGCUCUCAGCACAGACACAAGCAUGGUUGCUCAUCCACAGCUUCUCAGCACAGUCCCUCUGAUCCUGAGCAUACUGGAGAACGGACCCAACUGGACAGAUAAACAGACAAAAACACUUGGGAAAGAAUCCCAGAGUGGAAGUGCUACAGAUUCCCAGACCACUUCUAGUACGUCUACCUUGGACGAGGCUUUGGCUUGUGACUGCUAUCAGGUUCUAAAUGCUGUGUGUGCUUUACCGCAAGGCCCCGAGCAGCUUCUCACCCGUGGUGCUGUUCUGUCUCUAUGUAGAGCCAUACUCAAAAAACAAACUCUCAGCCAUGAAAAAGGGCUUCCACUGUUGGGAUACCUGUUGUCAUCUAGCAUAAGAUCAAGGGCUUGGACUAAACACUCGUCUGAUCUCCUCUUGCUGUUGCAAAACGUUUCGGAAAACUUCUGCCGAGUUUCAGAUCAGGACCGGUUAGAGAUAUGCUCUCAAAUAGCACCGUUUCUUCCUCCACCCGGGGUCGAGUCAGAAAGCCUGGUGCUUAAGGAGAUUGUGGGUAAUCUAUGGGCUUCGCUGCGGCCUUUGGUUCAGGGCAAGCUCAGUCAAGAGCAUUUAGGCUCAGUUUUGGUAGUAUCUGCCUGCCUUCUGGACCUGUAUGGAUGGGAAUCAACGGGACCUCCUAAAUUCUGUUGCCUGCUGGUGAACCGGGCGUGUGUGGAGGUGAGGAUGGGUCUAGAAGAGCCGCCGGGUACAGAAAUCUCCCCCCAGCUGCAGCACAUACUCACUGCCUGCUAUCGCAUCAUGGAAGCGGCUAUGGAACAAGCCUGUAGCCAAGGGACGGUUUCAAACCCUGCUCAGAUACAGACAGCUAUCACUGGCCUGAGUCUUCAGCAGAGCAGACAGGUCCUAGGAGCUCUGGAGGAGGCAUUCUCAGCUGAAAUUUACUAUCUGAAACAGGUGGAGCAGACCAGCUAUGAUGAGCCAUUUCUGUUCGCCACUUUUCGCUCCCUCUGUGCAUGGCUUGCUGAGGAAACCUCAUGUCUGAAGGAAGAAGUCGUUGACCUCUUGCCUUUUCUCAUUGGCUAUGCUAAAAGUCACUUCAAGGGAGGGGAAAAGGGGAAGGGACUUGCUGAUUGGAUGUCAAAGAUGUCCUUCAGCAACAGUUCACAAGAUGGGACCUGGAGCACCGAAGCUGCUCUUAGAUAUCUACUCCCAUCUCUGUGCCACCUCUCGGCUGAAGACGGGCCGAGGCGGGUUCUUCUCUCUCUGGAUACUCCAGCCUUGCUUGUGGAUUUUCUGAGUAAAGGUUGGGCGUCUUUGAGAGGUCAGAGCGGGAAAACGGUGACACGAGACCCCAGUCUGGAAACGGCAUGUUCUGCUUUACUAAACUUUGCCAUCACAGAGCCAGAACGAGUCAGGAAUGAUCCUUGUUUCGUGGCUCUUGAGAGCAUGCUGAGUGAAGCACUUCCGGUUCUCCUCCAUAAGCCACGCCUCUUGGUCUUAGCAGCAAACUGUUGCACUUUGGGUCUCAUGAUUGCCAGGCUGAAGUCAACUUCCACAGACCCUGUAGAACUAGGCCAGCGGCGUUUCUUCUCCUCAGUUCUGUCUUUUCUCCUGAGUGCUGUGCAGUCCGGACAGGCUUCUAAACCGGCACGGAUCAGCGCUCUCUGGGAGGAACACUGGGAGGAGGCUGGAGAGCUCUGGAGGCUCAGUUUGCAGGCUUUGGGCGGUUGUGUUCGAGCUCAGCCCUGGAUAACCACCCUGAUCAGAGAUGAAGGAUGGCUGGAGAACAUCUUCACUCUGCUAGGAUCCAGUGGACGUCUCCCAGACCAACCUUCACAGGAUGCUCUUGAGGAAGUCCUCUGUGCCAUUGCCAAGCUAUGCCCGGUGUGUCGUAAGGACAUUAGUGAGCUGGUCAAGAGUGUAAGCUCUGGAUCUCUUCAGGGUUUGCCACAGCUUAGUAGAAUAUUGGUGGAGUAGCAUUUGUGAAAUACAUAUUUAAUAAGACAGAUUAAAGCACUUAUUACGUUGUCAUAUUUGUCUGUUUGGCAUAUUAAAUAUGCAAUGGAUUUGUAAUACACUCUUUGGCCAAAGUAAAAACAAAAAUGUUGAAUAAAAAUAUUUCUGCUAUU
This is a messenger RNA of Carassius auratus (goldfish), 2592 nucleotides long. RefSeq names its product neurochondrin-like. NCBI's taxonomy places the organism in Eukaryota, Metazoa, Chordata, Actinopteri, Cypriniformes, Cyprinidae. The transcript has 7 exons. Gene Ontology annotation, biological process: neuron projection development; regulation of neuronal synaptic plasticity. The record is from RefSeq and is a predicted model, not a curated record. Bases 116 to 2440 code for a protein of 774 amino acids. Gene Ontology annotation, cellular component: dendrite.